GGUGUCGUUAGUCAGUCGCUGGGAAAGGAGUGCUCCGACAGCAUAAGGGAAGCCUCGCAGCAGUUGGAGGAGGAUCUGAAGACAACUGCGGGCCGGGAAGAGCUCAAGAAACUGUUCAAACUGUGCGACUCCUUAGAGGGCGCCGACACCGAUGACAUACACAACUUUGUCGAGAGUCUGACGGAUGCGGUCGCGGGUAUUGUUCAGUAUAACAGCAAUAUUAAGGCCUUUUGUAAGCUGGUGACGGACCCGAGUGGUGGGGCCCGUGCUCUGGACAGGUAUGCGAAGGCACAGGCAGCUCAUCACGGCGGACAGUGUAUUGACUUUAACUACAAGAAAAUGAUUAGUGCUGUAAAACAAACGUCUAAAAAGUCGCCGGCCGUCUCAUCGGGGAUGAGGCAAUGGACGUAUCAGACGUGCACUGAGUUUGGGUACUACCAGACCACUAGUCUGAAGGACAGUCCGUUUGGGCACAACCUUCCGGUCGAGUUCUUCACGAAACAGUGCACCGAUAUAUUCGGUCCACAAAUCACGGCCCAAACCAUCGAGAAGGCCGUCGAGGCCACCAAUUUCUACUACGGGGGCCGUCAGCCCAAUGUGACAAACGUGGUGUUCCCUAACGGCUCACUGGAUCCGUGGCACGCAUUGAGUGUACUCCAGGACCUCAACAACAGCACCAAAGCCGUGCUGAUCGAGGGGUACGCC
Molecule: messenger RNA, 705 nt
Organism: Oppiella nova
Lineage: Eukaryota; Metazoa; Arthropoda; Arachnida; Sarcoptiformes; Oppiidae
Source: the annotation of a GenBank genome assembly